This is a messenger RNA of Drosophila biarmipes, 1325 nucleotides long. RefSeq lists its product as uncharacterized. Gene Ontology annotation, molecular function: protein binding. The transcript is spliced from 2 exons. The record is from RefSeq and is a predicted model, not a curated record. The coding region runs from base 128 to 1195 and encodes 355 amino acids. NCBI's taxonomy places the organism in Eukaryota, Metazoa, Arthropoda, Insecta, Diptera, Drosophilidae.
CUUGCAAGGCUGGUGACGUUUAAGGGAGCCCGCGAAAAGCCUUUAUAAGGUGACAACAUUUUUUGGAGAAGUCACAGAACGCCUUUGGGUGUCAAAAAGAAACGCAAUUGUGGAUUAUCUGAGAAUCAUGAAAUUCCUUUUGGUUUUAGCCAUCCUGUCGCUGGGACAAGCCGCUGAGUUGCCCCAGACCACGGAGACCGCAACUACAGCCGUGACAGAGAAACCCCAGCUGCCCAUUCACAUCCAGAACCUGAUAACCAGCCACAUCAAUCAUGUGCUCCAGCAUAUAAAGAACAAACCCCAGGACUCGAACACACUGAGUGGGCCCGUGGACUGGAACGGGAGUGGGAGUGGGAGUAAGAGUGGGACGCCAGUGGUCAAGCCCCAUCCAGAUCUCCUUCCACCACUGGCACACGCUGGUGAUGUCCUUGCCACUCCCCCUGCCGACUCACCAGCGCCUUCACCUGCGCUGCAAUCUGGCCUACAGCCGGUGCAAGCUGGCCAUCCACAGGUGAAGAUUACCAAUCACCAGGCCACCGGCACGCUAAUCCAUCAAGGACGACCAGUGGUUCAGAAUAAGGUGGUGAUGCGACCGGUGGACCAAGUGGUGCUCUCACAUCCUGCUCAAGAGCCCAUCAAUGUGGCCGAAAAGCUGAACAAGCUGCAACAGCAUGUGACCAAGGUGAUGCAACAGGCUGAGAAGCACAUUCCCUUGGCUGUCAACCAGGCCAUCAAGCAGAGAAAGGAGCAGGAGGCGCAAAAACUGAAGGAACAGGACAAAAACAAGGAGGACAAAGAUGAUCACAAGGAUCCAGAGCCCACUGAAGCCAAAAUAGGCCGUGCCCUGGUAAUUCCCGAUAAAGUCUCCAGCAUUGACAACCAAGUGCAUGCCCACAUCCCCCAACUGAUUGCCCAGCAUCGCGAGGAAAUGGAGCUGGGAAAAUGCAAUUUCCAGUGCCCCAAGGCAGCUCUAUCUAUCUGCGCCAGCAAUGGCAAGUGUGUGGUCAAAUUUCCAGGACAGUGUGAGCUGAGUCAGUGGAACUGCUUCAACACCAAGAAUGGUAAUGCCUAUUUGACAGCUCCAAAGGGUCUAAAGGUAAUAACAAAAAACUAUUUUUUUCUUGCAGUUUUCCAUCAGGUUCACGAUGCCGAGUGCCAAAACACCAUUACUUGCUAUAAGAGGGAUAUGAUGUAGGCGAUUCCACAGGGAGUCUGAGCAAUAUUCCAACGAAUUUACAUAACAUUUCCUGAAAAUUGUGUACUAACUUAAAUUUAAUUCGAAAUAAAGCUAAUUAUAAAUACGAUAAAAUUUGAUUUAAUUAUUU